Messenger RNA from Phaedon cochleariae (mustard beetle), 2056 nucleotides. Lineage: Eukaryota; Metazoa; Arthropoda; Insecta; Coleoptera; Chrysomelidae. The record is from the annotation of a GenBank genome assembly.
AUGCUCGAAUAUGUACUUUUGGUUGCAUACGCUACAGGUGAAGUGAGAGUGCGCCAAAGCAUCAGCAGAGGAGCCGCUGAUGAGGACCGCGAUAGUCCAUUCACGCAAGGAGCGCAACAGUUAUAUCCAAUGACUUCCUCACGCCCUGAAGACGUUCCAGGUGCAAUCUUGAGGCAUCCGGAAUCACUAGAAAACCACUCUGUCCUGGAAUUACAGCGUUGGCUGGAAUGUAGAGGACUGAAGAAAGUUGGAUCCAAAGUAGAACUGAUUGCAAGAAUACAAAAUUGUAUCAAGGCUGGGAAUGGAGACAGAAUUUUUCUUGGUGUAGAUCAAGGUAAAUGGUAUGAUGCUAAGGCUAGAAUUCUACAACAAGCAUCAACUUCUAGUAGCAGCUCAUUGUGCAAUCCCCUUCUUGAUGCAAUUGUGUGGGGACAUUUUCCUAGCCAUGACUUGCCUAAGUAUUUCAACAAAGGGCAUAUAUAUACUUACAUUGUUGGAAAUAAUGUUGAGAAUGAAGAUCCAGAAAUGCAAGAUAUUUCAGAAAAUAAUACUGUUACAACUGUGAAACCCUUCAGAAAAGGUCAUCAGUUUGUUGAUAGUGACCACAUAAGUUGUGUUGAAGAUGGUCUACAAGACAAUUUUUAUGUGUGCAGAUGCAAGUGUCUCUCAUCAUUUCAAAAAACCUUACAGUAUAAAGUGAAAGUGAUUUUGAAUAAUACAUCUGGGGCUGUAAUAAAUGGAUUCUGUGAAUGUAAACAAUCAGCAUUAGGUAAAUGCAGCCAUGUGACAGCUUUCUUGCUUUUUAUCUGGCAAUAUGUUGAGAAGUUUGGACAUGUGCAAAAAUCUUCAACAAGUCUGCCACGUCAGUGGGGCUUAGGAACCAUGAAACGGAAUCCAGCCACAGUAAAAUCCACUAAAUAUAACAUAAAGAGAUUCAAACCCCUGGAUAGGGCCCAGUAUGAUCCAAGACCCACUGGUUAUACCAAAGAAUUUGAUAUCAAUAGCUUUGUAACUGAUUUGCAGCGAGUUGGGAAUAAUUCAAUGUUCCAAUCAAUAUUCCAUCUAGAAUAUAUGGAUUUUGAAUAUUCAGAAAGUGAACUGAAUGUGCUUAAAAUUCAAACCCAACAAUUCCUGCACAAUUUCACAAAGUACAUGAAGACUUUUGGCAUUGCUCAUGGUACCAAUAAAUUAUUUGAAGUUCCUAAUACUUCUCCUCAAGGAAAUGAUGAGUGGUUGAAAUGGAGAUCCUACUUUAUAACCUCUUCCAAUGCAAAAGUUGUUGCUACUCAAUUAAAAAGUCAGUCAGCAAAGAAAACUUUUUUUUGAAAAAUUUAUGGAUGGUAAAUAAACCUAUUACCACUGCAGCAAUGCUAUAUGGAAAAAAAAACGAAGCUGUGGCAAGACAAAAAUAUAUGAAUAUAUUUUUAGAAGAAAAUCAAAAGUUGAUUGAAACUGGUCUGAUGUACAAUGUGGAAUAUCCUUAUUUUGCAACAAGUCCAGAUGGGGUGGUUAUGGAUGGUGAUCAAAUUGAUCAUAUUAUAGAAAUAAAAUGUCCAAAAGUAUUGGAAAACUGUAAGAGUGUACUCAACUUUGACACUCAUUUAACAAAAAGUCAAAUGAACAACUUUUUUCUAGAGAAGAUAGGUGACAAAAUAUUCAUAAAAAAAAUCAUCCCUACCUGUUCCAGAUUAUUAUGUCUCUCAUAGUUUUUGAUAUUGAGGUAUGCAUUUUAGUUGUUUGGUGUCCAGCAAAUAUGUUAGCAAUUCCAAUAAAUAAAAGUGAUCAUCUAGAAAUUGUCAAUGUGAUAAAAACAGAAGCAAACAAAUUUCAUUGUAAUUAUUAUGUACCUGAGAUGUUUGCCAUGAAAACUGUCAGAGAUUUACCUCCUAUCAAUCUUGGCUUUUGUAUGUAGUUUUUAAGGAACAUAUUUCAAAAAAUAGCAUAUCAUUAUUGUGCAACUCAUGAAUUUUUCUAUUGAACUAAAUGUUAUUACCUUAGGCAUAUGUAUUACUAUUUAUUUAAUAUUGAAGUAAAACUUUGAAUGGAUUGAUUAUAA